Molecule: messenger RNA, 2202 nt
Organism: Ogataea philodendri
Lineage: Eukaryota; Fungi; Ascomycota; Pichiomycetes; Pichiales; Pichiaceae
Exons: 1
Coding region: 1-2202 (733 amino acids)
Molecular function (GO): metalloaminopeptidase activity
Source: RefSeq, a predicted model, not a curated record
AUGUCGCAAACCAUGAACAACAAGCCGUCCAUGUUCUCGCUUAUUUCGAACAACGGAACGCCGGGCGCGACCACAUUGAGACAGGUAUCCGGACCGAACAGAGGCGCCUCAAAUCGACCUUGUGCUAACUGUACGUGCUCGCCAGGACUGCUAUCUAGACAAGGGAGGCGCUCGUCCGUGUACAUGAAGCGGAUCAGUAUCAGUCGGUCAAAUAGUUUGAGGGCAAGUCAAAACCCGGCAGGUUCGCCCAACUUUUCGCCUCGCAAAAGAAAUAGCGGAUCUCUCUACACCAUCGACUCGGCAUGUUCUACCAAGGAGAUUAACACGUCUUUGAGGCUCGAAAAACUGAGACUGGAAAUGAAGUUGCAUGACAUUGCUGUUUAUAUUAUUCCUUCUGCAGACGCCCAUCAGUCCGAGUACACGUCUGCUCCAGAUCAACGGAGAGCUUUCAUAAGUGGAUUUGGAGGCUCAGCUGGUGUUGCCGUCGUGACACGCGACGUGACUUGUAUGAACGCCACUCCAGAAGGUCUUUCUGCUCUGGCAACUGAUGGUAGAUAUUUCACACAGGCAACCAACGAGUUGGAUUUUAACUGGAUUCUUCUGAAGCAGGGUGUUCCAGGAGAACCUACUUGGGAAGAAUGGUCUGUUUCGCAGGCUGUGCAGAUGGCCUUGGACUCCGGAGAAUCCAUCAAGAUAGGUGUUGAUCCAACACUGUUCACCUUGUCUCAGAUCAGAGCCCUCGAAGCCCUUGUUGCACAGAGAAACACCGAUAAGGUGAAAAUUGUGCCAGUCAAGGAGAACUUGAUUGACAAGAUCUGGAAGGUUUUCGAAGACGUUCCGGUUCGUCAGUUUAACGAUAUCUUUGAGCUUGGUUUGGAAUACACCGGCGAAACCACACAAUCCAAGGUGGCCAGACUGCAAACAUAUUUCCAGAAAUACGGUUCUUCCACAUUGGUUCUUUCUGCGCUGGACCAGAUUGCAUGGUUACUGAAUCUAAGGGGUAAGGACAUUGACUUCAAUCCGGUCUUUUACAGUUAUUUGAUUGUUGAAGGUGACAAACUAUCGCUUUACACAGACAGCCAAGCUACUGGAUCAGAGAGUCUGAUAACAUAUUUGGAAUCAAUCAACUGCACGAUCAAGAAAUACGACGACAUCUGGUUUGACCUCAGAAAGUUGGCCACUUCUUUGAAUAGCAAUGGCGAGAAGAUUCUUAUCACCAGAGAGGCCUCAUGGAAGAUGGCCAACUGCAUUAUUGCGAAGAAUUAUUUGGAGGUCGACUCUCCUGUCGCCGAGAUGAAGGAGGUGAAGAACGAGGUGGAGCUGCGGAACCAAAAGAUCGCUCAGAUCAAGGACGGUCAGGCUCUUAUCACAUACUUUGCAUGGCUGGAACAUUAUCUUCUUGAAGAAGACGACUUCAUUUCGGAGUACGAAGCCGGAAUGAAACUGCUCCAGUUCAGAUCGCAGCUUGCCAACUUCAAAGGCCUUUCUUUUGAAACUGUUUCUUCCACUGGACCGAACGCUGCUGUGGUUCACUAUGCUCCAAAGAAGGAAUCGAGUGCCAUCAUCAACCCAAACAAAAUCUAUCUAUGUGAUUCGGGAGCCCAAUUUUUGGACGGAACCACAGACGUUACACGUACGCUGCAUUUUAAAACACCUACCGUGGAAGAAAUCCAAAACUACACUUUGGUGUUGAAGGGCCACAUUGCUCUUGCCAAACUGGUGUUCCCUGAAGGAUACACCGGGUACCAGAUUGAUUCCAUCGCCAGACAGUUCCUAUGGCAACAUGGACUGGAUUACGCUCACGCAACCGGCCACGGCGUGGGCUCAUACGGCCCAGUGCACUCAGCGGGCGUGGGAAUUGGUUACAGACCGUACUGCAACUCGGCAACGUUAGUUCCGGGUCAUUUGAUUUCCAAUGAGCCGGGAUACUACAAGCCGGGCGAGUACGGUAUCCGGAUAGAGAACAUGUUUUACGUGAAGAAGAGCACCAAGGGCUACAACACAGACAGGAAGUUUUUGGAGUUUGAAACAGUGACUACUGUUCCUUAUUGCAGAAACCUAAUUGACGUGAAGCUGCUCACUGCCGAGGAGAAAUCGUACGUGAACCAAUAUCACCAAAAGAUAUGGAACAUCUAUGAAUCCAAGCUUCCAAAGAAUAGUUUGGAGUACAAAUGGCUCAAGAGGGAGUGCAAGCCAUUGUGA